Messenger RNA from Ambispora gerdemannii, 1428 nucleotides. NCBI's taxonomy places the organism in Eukaryota, Fungi, Glomeromycota, Glomeromycetes, Archaeosporales, Ambisporaceae. The record is from the annotation of a GenBank genome assembly.
AUGUCUCAAUAUAAAAAAUCUCUUUUGCUACUGGCAAUAUCUGCAUUGCUUAUUUUCUCGGUAAAUGCCGAAGAUUGCGGGACUCAAAACCCAAACGGCAAGUGUAAUGCUUCCGCGGGUGAAUGCUGCUCGAAAUGGGGUUAUUGUGGAGUAGGCGACGCGUGGUGUGGUGCUGGAUGUCAAGCCGGUUACGGCACAUGUUCUUCGACUACUUCGACUACUUCGACUAGUAAAACUACUACUUCGACUAGUAAAACUACUACUUCGACUAGUAGUACUUCAACACCAACCUCAACUUCAACUUCAACCAACGGUAGAUGUGGAAAUGGAUAUGGAACGAAAUGCCCUUCGGGCCAAUGUUGCUCACAAUGGAGCUGGUGCGGUACAACUUCAGAUUAUUGUGCGGCUGGAUGUCAAUCCGGAUUUGGUAAAUGCAACAGCGAUUCUACAACCACCACCACAUCUAAAACUACUACUUCAACCACAUCAACUACUACAACUUCGUCAACUACUACUUCAACCACAUCAACUACUACAACUUCGUCAACUUCGAAAUCAACCACAUCAACCACCACUACAAGUAGCAGUUAUCCAACAUCAACAAAUAGCAGAUGCGGAAAAGACUUCAAUACACAAUGCGCUUCGGGCCAAUGUUGCUCUCAAUGGGGCUGUUCGACCACUACGACGACGGGAACUUCUACUUCUUCAACCACAACUUCCGCUACAUCCACCGCAACUUCCGGUCCAGUAACUGCCAAAGUCUACACCUCAUGCUCAACUUCUAACACGUUUGCAUUGACUUUUGACGAUGGCCCUUAUGCUUACACGAAUGAACUUCUUGAUACCCUCGCUAACAAUGGAAUAAAAGCAACAUUCUUUGUGAAUGGAAAUAAUUGGGGCUGUAUUUACGAUUAUGCAGACGUAAUUAAACGUGCAUAUGAUGCAGGUCAUCAAAUUGCCUCGCAUACCUGGUCACAUCCGUCAUUACCAUCUCUAUCAGAUGAUGACAUUAGAUAUCAAAUAACCGCAGUUGAAACUGCUCUUCGCAAAAUUAUCGGUGCUGUGCCAAGAUACUUUAGAUUGCCCUACGGUGAAGGUGCAACAGAUUCCCGGGUGCUUGGUAUUCUUGGCGAACUGGGAUAUUCUCAUAUUAUUCAAUGGGAUAUCGAUUCUGGUGAUGCCACAGGAAAUUCUGUAGAGCAAUCGGAGCAAGUUUAUCGAGAUAAUGCUAAUUCUCCAAACCCGCAUCUUGCACUUAAUCACGAUGUGAAACAACCAACCGUAGAAGAAGUUGUUCCAUUUGCAAUAGACCUCCUCAAGGGUAAUGGAUAUAAUCUGGUAACUGUAGGUAGUUGUUUAGGCAGUAGCAACAACUGGUAUAAAGAAGUAACAACUCCUUCUACAAAGGAUAGUUCCUGGACUUGCUAA